Molecule: messenger RNA, 5594 nt
Organism: Haemorhous mexicanus (house finch)
Lineage: Eukaryota; Metazoa; Chordata; Aves; Passeriformes; Fringillidae
Gene: NCLN
Product: nicalin
Exons: 15
Coding region: 57-1745 (562 amino acids)
Biological process (GO): regulation of signal transduction
Cellular component (GO): endoplasmic reticulum membrane
Source: RefSeq, a predicted model, not a curated record
GCGCGGUGCGCGCCGUGCGUGCCGAGCAGGCCGCAGUGCGGGCCGGGGCCGCGGCGAUGCUGGAGGAGGCGGGCGAGGUGCUGGAGUCGGUGCUCAAGGCCUCGUGCCUCCCGCUCAGCGUCCUGCUCUUCGUACCCGCCGUGCUCCUGCUCCUGGGGCCGCCGCCCGCCGCCGAGGCGGCGCACGAGUUCACGGUCUACCGCAUGCAGCAGUAUGAGCUGGGCGGGCAGCCCUACGGCACCAGGAGCGCCGUGCUGAACACGGAGGCGCGCACCGUGGAAGCGGACGUGCUGAGCCGCCGCUGCGUCAUGAUGAGGCUGGUGGACUUCUCCUACGAGCAGUACCAGAAGGCUCUGCGCCAGUCAGCCGGGGCUGUGGUCAUCAUCCUGCCACGAUCCAUCUCCUCUGUCCCCCAGGAUGUCGUGAGGCAAUUCAUGGAGAUAGAGCCAGAAAUGCUUGCUAUGGAAACCAUUGUGCCAGUCUACUUUGCAGUGGAAGAUGAGGAGCUGCUGUCUAUAUAUGAACAAACACGGGCUGCUUCUGCAUCACAGGGUUCUGCCUCAGCUGCAGAAGUUCUGCUGCACACAGCAACUGCCAAUGGCUUCCAGAUGGUGACCAGCGGGGCUCAAAGCAAAGCUAUCAAUGACUGGCUCAUCCCCAGUGUGGAGGGAAGGCUGACAGGGCUGGGUGGAGAAGACCUGCCCACUGUUGUGAUAGUUGCCCACUAUGAUUCCUUUGGAGUGGCUCCAUGGCUGUCCCACGGGGCUGACUCCAAUGGCAGUGGAAUCUCAGUGCUGCUGGAACUGGCCAGGCUGUUCUCUCGGCUCUACACCUACAGAAGGACCCAUGCUGGGUAUAACUUGCUGUUCUUUGCAUCUGGAGGUGGCAAGUUUAAUUACCAAGGAACUAAACGGUGGCUGGAGGAUAAUUUGGACCACACUGAUUCCAGCCUGCUGCAGGACAAUGUAGCAUUUGUUCUCUGCCUUGACACUCUGGGCAGAGGCAAUAGCCUUCAUCUUCAUGUCUCAAAGCCUCCCAAGGAGGGCACCUUGCAGCAUGCAUUUCUGAGAGAACUGGAGAUGGUUGUUGCCAGCCAGUUCCCAGAGGUGAAGUUCUCCAUGGUGCACAAGAAGAUCAACCUGGCAGAGGACAUGCUGGCGUGGGAGCACGAGCGCUUCGCCAUCCGGCGCCUGCCGGCGUUCACCAUCUCACACCUGGAGAGCCACCGGGACAGCCUGCGCAACAGCAUCAUGGACAGGAGGGCACGAAUAGACACUAAAGCACUGACCAGGAAUACUCAGAUCAUUGCUGAGGCUUUGACAAGGGUCAUCUACAAUCUAACAGAAAAGGGAGCACCUGCAGAUAUGCAGAUCUUCACAGAUCAGAUGCAAAUCCAGCAGGAGCAACUGGAGUCAGUGAUGGACUGGCUGAGCAGUCAGCCCAGGGCUGCCCAGCUGAUUGAUAAGGACAGCACCUUCCUCAACACCUUAGAAUAUUAUAUGGGACGUUACCUGAAGGAUGUCAAGCAGCACCACGUGAAGGCAGACAAACGGGACCCCGAGUUUGUUUUUUAUGACCAGCUGAAGCAGGUGAUGAAUGCAUACAGGGUCAAGCCAGCAAUCUUUGACCUGCUCCUGGCUGUCUGUAUUGCAGCCUACCUUGGUGUUGCCUAUGUUGCAGUGCAGCACUUUGGUCUCCUUUACAAGAUGAUCCAGAGAUUAUCCCUUAAAACCAAGCAGCAGUGAAGCACCCAGUCCCCCGACCCAGCAGCACUGAGCCAUCGGUGAGCCCUUUGGGAACCUUCUGCCUUCCACUGAACCCUGCUGCUCCUUUUCCUUUGUCUCCUCUUUGCUACUGUACAGAGGGGAGGAAGGCAUAAAGAAAAUGAAAUUUUAACUCCUGUGCACCUUUGAAGUGCUUUUCUUCACCUUCUUCCCCCUGACUUGCGCCGUGUCUGGUUUUCCUUUGCGUUUUGGUGAGGGAGAGGCUGAGAGACUUCAGCAAUUCCUGCAGUUUGAUUUUUGAGCAGCUUCUCUGAGUGUCACCCAAAGUCCAGCACCUUCAUGGACACUGUCACACAGCCAGCCUGGAAACUGAAACUACAGCCUCACGUGGCAUCUCUGCCCAGCAGACAAGGACUUGGAGCAGUUGUUUAAAAGAAAAAACCAAAAAGUGCACAUGCAAAUUAAAGAGAAUGCAAUUAGCAUGUUUCCUUAUGGCACCUCUUCCUUGAGUUCACUGCCUGGCUUUAGGGAGUUGUGCUGAGCAAGCAGUGUCUGCAGCAAGCACCUUCUUGCAUUUGGUUCAUAUUCUCCCCCUUUUAGGAGGUACACUGGGAGUGAUUUGGAGUGUUAUUACCAGGAUGAGGAAAGAUUAAGAUGGGUUUCUGGCAUGAGGGUUCUUGCCAGGGACAGGUUCUAUCCUGUCUCUCUUGCAGGAUGCAUUUUGCUGUGUACUUGAUUUCUCUGGAGGUUUUGGGUCCUUGAACAGUUCACAGCUGCCACCACUCUGUGCUAAACUCUUGCUUGAUUUUUGAGGGGUGUUCCAUACUCCAGCUGCUGCAGGAUCAUGUUCUGUGCUGCUCCAUCUUACAGAGGCUGAAAAGCUAUUUUUGAAUUGAGGUGGACCUUUUUACUUUUGAAUGCAAGCAAAAUUCCAGCUGUGGAUUCCUGUGUGCACACACCUGCUGUGCACAUGCUUGUAAGAGUUGUGGCCAGUCACUGUCCUUUGGAUGGGCACCAAAGCACUGAUUUCCAUCCUCCUUUGUGUAUUUUACUCUAAUCUCCUUCUUGGAGUACCCUUAUCCCAUGAUUUGUCCUUUCUGCUACUUUAAAUAUGUAGCAAUUUGUUCUUUAAAGGGUCUUGUCUUUUCCAGGAAAGCCUGCUGGUGUCAGUGGCUCACCAUGGUGCCAGCAUGGUGCCAAGCACUCCAGAACUGUCAGCCACCCAGGGAAAUCUGCCUUUUCCUCAGCUUUUGAGUGCUCAUUUGAAAUGUGUCUCUCUGCCUUUUCCUCAGCUUUUGAGUGCUCAUUUGAAAUGUGUCUCUCUGCAUGCACAAAGUGCUCAUGGCACUCCUCUGCCAAAUGAAUUGAUAAUGACUUCAGAAGUUGCUGGAGUGGCUGGAAGGCAAGCCUUGAUUGUUUUCCACUGGUUUUUUAUGCUCUGCCCAUAGAGACUGCAUCUGCUGUGCCCUGGGAUGCUGCAUGCCCUGGGCUGGGUAGGUUUAGAACAUGCAUGGUGCAGUGGCUCUCUGAAGAACUCUGUAGGCUCUGAAUAUCUGGGAGUACUUUCAGUCCUCCAGCUGCAAUUUCUGCUGUGUUACACUUCAGGAGGUGGUGUUCCCUCCAGUCUGGCAGAUUAUUUCACCAGUCUUAAUGAUUAACUCCAUUACUUUGCUGAGAAAAAUAGGAAAAUAAUAUUUGCAAUGCUGCUGCAGCUCGAGUUGAUGUGUGUAAAAUUUGGCAGUAGUGGGCAAGAGCAAACAGACCUGGAGCUUGUUCCUUGCUGUGGAAACUGCCAGCCUUCAGUCUUCCAGGUGAGAAACUCAGAGUCAAAAACUUCCACCCAGUCUGUUUGCAGAGGCUGUAGCACAAAGAAAACACUUUAGCUCUGUGUGGUCUCAGCAGUGAACUGUUAACACUCCUGAUGCAGUGCCAGAAGCCAGUGGAAACAAGCUAAAAAAAAGAUAGAUAAGAUUAAUGAGGAGAGUUCAUAAACCUGAGGGGCAGUUGGGAUGGUACAUUGCUCUCUCCCACACAAUAUUAGUUUGUCCUGUAAUCCUUUUGUGUUUCUCUCCCUGGCUGCCAUAAAAAGUAGUUUUUACAACAGAUAAAAGAGUUUUUGCUUUUGAUCAAAGUACACAUGCACUGAAACAAAAAUGCUCAAAUCUGAGAUAGUCAAAUCCCAACUUCCUCAUAGCUGGAGCAGAGUGCCCAUCCUGGGACUGAAUUUAAAUCCCAAUUUCAUCAUAGGUGGAGCAGAGUGCCCAUCCUGGGAUUGAACUUAGUUCCCACAUUGUUGUUUCCUUGGGUAAAUCAAGAGAGAAGCUUGCCAAGAGCCCCUGGAGCUGCAGCAUAACUGAUCAAUUCAGUCACCAACACAAAGGCAGAAAUCCAGCAGGUGUUGGGAUAAAAUAAAAGUUCUCCACAACGUUGCAGAAGAGCUCUGUGUAGCUGAUUCUUGUUGCCCUCAUUUUUACCUAUCCUCUUUUUUCUGAGGAGUUUGCCUGGCCUGUAGGGAAGAGCAUGGAAAGCAUUAUAUCCACAUCCACACUAGUGGCUAGCAGUUGAUACUCCUAGCCAGAAAUCCAUUUCCUUUGCUAUUUACCUGACUUCACCUGUUGUCCUGCUGCUGUCAGAGUCUGCAGCUCACAAAAAACUGGUUUUCCAGCAGGGUUUAACUGAAGCUGUUAAUUCCUUCUGUCCACUUCCACCUGCGUGGGCACUAUUGGGAAUUGUUUGGGAGUAAUUUGGAUUAUUGUAGUUCAUCUCCCGAAUGAGAGGGGUUGGUUUAUUGUUGGGAGAGAAGUAAUGCUGUGCAAUAUGAACUCCACUCCUCUACUCAGUGCAGAGAAAAUCCUGAAGCCAGAAUGGAAUUAAGUCUCCCACCAUCUGUGGCUGAAAGUCACCACAAUCUAUUUAGACAUUCAAAACCACAGCUAUACCCAAAAUUGCUGUGGGGUUUGGUUUUGAGGGUGUUUUGUUUGUUUUAAAUCUCAUGCUCUUACAUUGUUCAUGGCCCAAGCCCAAAUCCCAGGCUGCUCCUGCACCCCGUGUUUAAGCUGGGUUUUACAUUUCAUUUGGUCUUGACUCACCAAUCUGAAAUGCUGGGGCUGCUCCUGGAUGUCUCAGAAAAUUGGGCCUCUGGGUACUUGAGUGUGGACUCCUGCUUGCUCACUUUAACCUGUUUAGUUUCUAUUUGUAGUUACUGCAUAGCAACUCCAAGGUUAUAAUCUGGAAUAUUUGCAGCUCAGGAAAAUGAUUUGAUUUAUCUAGCAAUGUUAACUCAAUUAUUUAUCUCUUGUGUGCCCUGAAGAACAAAUGUAUAUUGAGGUGAAUAUUUAAAAGCUAAUAGAAAAUUCAAUGCAGUUGAUUUACAUAUUUUAGGACUGUAAAUGUAAUAAUAUUUAAGUAUUUUAACUUCGGGGUUUUUUUAUUUGUUUGUCCCUUUUUCCCUUGGAAAAUAAACCAAGUGAAUAGGUUUGAUGGAUAGAUUUGUCAGAGAACUAUUUGCUCACAAAAAUGGAAUCUCCUUGCAUUUUUUGGAGGAACAGACACCUCUACAAAAUGGGAGAAAAUCUAUGUAUUUAAAAGCUUCAUCCUGUCUAGUCAAAAGUAAAAUAGUAUGACAGAAAACAUUUACACACUCCAAGCAUGAUUCCAGCACCUUGAGGUGAGCAAAUUCCUGUUUAUUCCGAAGGUUUGUGCUCAUGUGAAGCAAUUAAAGAUUCUAUGCAAAACAGCUUUGGUACUGUGAAAAACUGGUUACCUCAGCAGCCAGCACUGUGUGCUCAUGGAGAUUGUUGUGCCUCUGUCCUUACCCAAUGCCUGUUUGAACACUAAACUAUUUAUUCCAAUUAUAAGCAUUGCAAGAGA